GUGCAGCGCCCCUCGCUGGGGUUCCCGGGCCUUUCCCGGGGGCCUCCAGGGAGGGAGAAGCCGGCGGCGCCCCGGCUGGGUGCUGGGCCGGGGGCGGGGACGGGAAUCUCCUGGACUCUCCCGGCCGCGCCCCUGCAAGUUUCGCUACUGCAUUGGGGCUGCCAGGCCGGCUGGGUCAAGGCGGGCAGCGAGGAAGCUGUGCGCCUCUGCGCGGGUGUCCCCAGGAGAGCGAGUGUAGCCUGUGUCUGCGUGGAUUUGGUGCCCCCACCCCCCAGCGUGGCUUGUCUGUUUUCGCGCGUGGUUCCCAGUGUGCGACAGAAUCCGUCUGGGAUGCAUUUCGUCCCUGCCGCGUGCCAGUGGGUCCGUUCCCUUCCCCAGGCCUCGGGGUUUUUUGUCUGUUGAGUGGGACUGGCAUGAGUGUAACCGUUUCAGCGUGGCUGUAUUUGCCAGAGAGCUUGAAAAGCUUGGGGUCUGCCCUGUCCCAUUUGGAGCCUCAGUUUCCUCCAAAUAGGAAUAAGGGGAAAGUUGACAAGGAGAUUAAGGUUGCACUGGAGGGUGGGGGAGUUAAUAUAAUUUAACCACGUGUGCCGUCUGCAGUCUGUCUGUGCGAUGUGUCCUGCUGCUGCCCUUAGGCUCUGCAGCUGAGUAAGAUCAGCUUUCUCACGGGGGUCUGGCAUGGAGGAAGGGGUUUUGGCCGGAAAGAACCCCGAGCGCAGCGAGGCCUGUAGAGUGUGGGGCUUUGAGCCUCAGGCUGGGUGACAUAAUGUGGGUGGAAGUUGUGAAAUUGUGGCCUGUGCCAUUGUGUGUGUGUGCGUGUGUGUGUGUGUGUGUCCCGUCUGUGUGUGGCUGAAUUUGCGUCCCCGUGCCUCGCUGCCCCUGUCGCUCUAUCCACGCGCGAAUGUAUUUGCGAGUUUUCCGGGUAGGGUGUCACUGUGUCUUUUCUAUCCUGGUCUGUGUACGUGCGUUUCACUGCACUUGUGUGUCCUUUUCUGUGUGUGGCUGUAUUUGCGUGCGUCUGUGUUUAUGAGUGACUAUGUCUCUGUAUAUCCCGGCGUGGGUGUGAAGUCAUGUGGCCCUUUUCUGAGGGUCUGUGUGUCAUCCUGUUGCCCUGUGAUAUUAUCCGUGUGUGUUUGAGUCUGUCUGUCUCCAUGGGUACCCCCCCUCCUUCCAUCCCAAGCUCCCGCUGGGCCCCGGUGUGCGGCUGGAGUGGUGGGCAGGAGUCAGAGCCCCUUUCCCAGGGCCGCAGGGACGGUGCGCGCGGGGUGUCCGCCGGCCUGACGCUGCGUCCGGCCUCUUCACAGCCCUGGGGCGGGAGGCCCAUGGAGUCCGGGCUGCUGCGGCCGGCGCCGGUGAGCGAGGUCAUCGUCCUGCACUACAACUACACCGGCAAGCUCCGCGGAGCGCGCUACCAGCCCGGCGCGGGACUGCGCGCCGACGCCGCCGUGUGCCUGGCGGUGUGCGCGGUCAUCGUGCUGGAGAACUUGGCGGUCCUGGUCGUGCUUGGGCGCCACCCGCGCUUCCACGCGCCCAUGUUCCUGCUCCUGGGCAGCCUCACGCUGUCCGACCUCCUGGCCGGGGCCGCCUACGCCGCCAACAUCCUGCUGUCGGGGCCGCUCACCCUGCGCCUGUCGCCCGCGCUCUGGUUCGUGCGCGAGGGCGGCGUCUUCGUGGCACUCUCGGCGUCCGUGCUGAGCCUGCUGGCCAUCGCGCUCGAGCGUCGCCUCACCAUGGCGCGCCGGCGCCCUGCGCCCGCCGCCCGUCGGGGGCGCACGCUGGCGCUGGCGGCCGCCGUCUGGGGCACGUCGCUGCUCCUCGGGCUGCUGCCCGCGCUUGGCUGGAACUGCCUCGGCCGCCUGGACGCCUGCUCCACCGUCCUGCCGCUCUACGCCAAGGCCUACGUGCUCUUCUGCGUGCUCGCCUUCGUCGGCAUCCUGGCCGCCAUCUGUGCGCUCUACGCGCUCAUCUACUGCCAGCUUUUGCAGCAGGUGCGAAGGACCCGGAGCUGGGACGUGCCCAUGUGUUCUGCGGAAAGCGCUGCUGCUGGAGAAGAGGGAGUGAGGGCUACGGGACCAUGAGUUCGGGGAGGUGAGAUUGUGCAGGACCUGGUGCAAGGCCCAGGGAACUUGGACUUUUGCUCGGAAUGAGGUGUGAGCCACGGAGCAUUCUGGGCACGGGAGUUCGGGUGUUCACAAGGGCUUCUGGAAGACGUGGGGGGAAGCGGGCAGGGCAGGACUGGAAGAACCAGGGAAGGCACGGUGCCCCUCCCCGCCCCCACCAUGCUGAGACCAAGUGGAUUCUGGAUAGAUUUUAGAGACAGCUUAUCGAAUUCUUGAGGUAUGGAAGCGAGGCAAAGAAAGGAGCCAAAGAUGACUCUCCAGUUUAGAGGACAGAGCACCCCAAGAUUUGGCUCUGAGAGACUCAGCCAAAUCCUGCACAAAAUUUCCUUGAGUGCAGGGUUUCAGAUUCCUUCAUUAAAAGAAAUUAAAAUAUAAUUUAAAAAUAA
Molecule: messenger RNA, 2503 nt
Organism: Choloepus didactylus (southern two-toed sloth)
Lineage: Eukaryota; Metazoa; Chordata; Mammalia; Pilosa; Megalonychidae
Gene: S1PR5
Product: sphingosine-1-phosphate receptor 5
Exons: 2
Coding region: 1068-2075 (335 amino acids)
Biological process (GO): G protein-coupled receptor signaling pathway
Cellular component (GO): membrane
Molecular function (GO): sphingosine-1-phosphate receptor activity
Source: RefSeq, a predicted model, not a curated record